AUGGGACCUGACAGGACAAAUGCCGUAGCUUCUUCUUCUUCAUCAUCCGCUUCUCCAAUUGUACGACAUGAUGAUGAUACACCACCAAAUAAGAAACCGAAGGCUACGAGAUCUAGGAAUGGAUGUUUGGUCUGUAGGAGUAGGAGAUUGAAAUGUGACUUGGAGAAACCGGAAUGUAAGAGAUGUGUAAAUUACGGCGCAGAGUGCGUCUACCCGGUGAAGAAACCUUUCAAUCCUAAUAUCGUAGCUGAAAAAUUAGCCAAGAGACAUGGCAACAACAACAGUAAAAAGAAACGAGAGGAUUCUUCAACUUUAAUACCAAAAGAUGAAAUACAAGAUCAAGCUCAUAAUAGUAUUAACAAUCCACUAAACACCCCUACCAAUUUGAUAUCUUCAACUCCAAACUCCAAUGUUAAUCCCACCCAAACAUCAAUCACCUAUACACCUCAACCACCUUUGACAUCCGUACCAUCCUCUUCCGCCCACUCGAUAUGGAUCCCACACCCCACACAGCUAGUCCAGCAGAUGGACUCGGUCGAACUUCUCAUGGCGCUCUGUAGGGAUACAAGGAUGGGACAGUUCUUCGGUGGGCCGUUGGACCCUCCAGAGUUUUUGAGGAAGAUGUUCCCUGUAGAAGAGGAUCUGAGAUGUUUCCACCACGCUCUGACAUACUCCCUAUCCAUCCUCGUCGUCGAAGAAGAACCCAAUCCAUGGGUCGAACAUGUCGCUAGACUAUUCCUCGUUCCUUCAGGUGAAGCUCCUCUAAGUACCGAAGGGCUGAAACAAGGCAUGUUAGCUAUGGGCGCUAUUCAUUUAUCAGUACUAGAAGCUCGAGGAUCAACAACCUCAUCUUCAGGACGUACUCGUGAACUCGGCUUGGCUUAUAGAGGAGAAGCCAUCAAGUUACUUCGUCAAGCUAAAAAUAUUCCUGAGGAGGUUGAGUCGGAUGCUUUCCUGGCUGGUACAGUCAUUUUAAGCUGUGAUGAUGUCCUCGGAGCCAACCCCCACUGGAGAGAAGUCAUCCGCCUAGCUCUACUGGCAGUCCGACGCAGAGGUGGUUGUGAACGUAUAUUGUUCCCUGAUAAUCCGUAUCCUGAUGUUACGGAUGUACCCGACAAACCUGUAUCGCCGUUGUUGAGAUGUCUGAUAGAGACUAUGACGAUUGGUGAUGUAGGGCGCUCCCUAUCCACCGGAGACCCGACUGUCGUCUUGACUGACUCGUCGACCUGGUGGGAGAGGUUGGCGCCAGUCAAUCCAUCUGAACAUGAUUCAUGCGAAGGUACAUGGGGAAUGCACCGAUCGAUCCCUCGACUGAUGACACGAGUGAUCAACCUAACCUACGAAUCUGCCGACCUAGACCGUCAAUCAUUCUUCGAUCACCCCAAUCAGCCAUUCAUCCCUUCCAAUCCAGAUAAUCACAUGGCUCAACUCGCCUUGGCAUGGUUGGAAGAGAAGCGACGAUGGAGGGAGUCUCUUACAUUUCGGAUCAACGAAUUGAGAACGGACAUGGCCAAUUGGAUCGUCACUGUUCCUCAAACUAUUACGCGGAAACGUACGAAAGAUGGUUCGUUGGCUACGUGGCAUGCAUUCCACAUUCUCAUCAUGAGAGAUCUACUAAAGCUGCCUAGGGAAGAAGAGACCAUACAGAAAUCGGCGGAUACAGUUUUGGAAAUAUGUAGCCAGGUGGGAGAUAAGAUUGAAUGGAUGAAUUUUUCCCUUUUGAUCACAUGUACCGUCUUGAUCUCACCUACCCCAUGA
Molecule: messenger RNA, 1758 nt
Organism: Kwoniella mangroviensis CBS 8507
Lineage: Eukaryota; Fungi; Basidiomycota; Tremellomycetes; Tremellales; Cryptococcaceae
Exons: 9
Coding region: 1-1758 (585 amino acids)
Biological process (GO): positive regulation of transcription by RNA polymerase II
Cellular component (GO): nucleus
Molecular function (GO): zinc ion binding; transcription cis-regulatory region binding; DNA-binding transcription factor activity, RNA polymerase II-specific
Source: RefSeq, a predicted model, not a curated record